Patiria miniata (bat star) is the source of this 7748-nucleotide messenger RNA. Its product is annotated as activating signal cointegrator 1 complex subunit 3-like. The record is from RefSeq and is a predicted model, not a curated record. Gene Ontology annotation, molecular function: ATP hydrolysis activity; nucleic acid binding; ATP binding. Lineage: Eukaryota; Metazoa; Echinodermata; Asteroidea; Valvatida; Asterinidae. Bases 163 to 6765 code for a protein of 2200 amino acids. The transcript has 44 exons.
UUUCACAACACAUUGAAAACGAAAUGUGUGUGUAGUUUCUAGUGCAUGGAAUUUCCCGUACACUGUACUGUACUUGUUGACGAUGUCUGCAAAAUAAAUGCAUAAGGUGUAUCAACAACAGUUGAUCCCGUGCCUUUGAGUGCUGCAACGCUUGGCAAGAAAAUGCCACUUCCACGGCUUACAGGCGCCAUACGUGCGUUCUCAGACGUCACAGCAGAGGGUGCAGACAGCACAGACCAUACCGACAUCAGUUUGCUGAGGAAGCAGACACUGAGAGCUGAGAGACAAGCUAGGCAGGGCCUGACAUGGACAAGGCUCAGUCAGGAGAUUCAGACACUCGGCGGCCAUCACAAGUCCGAGACGUCCAGCAAACUUCACGAGUUGGUACACAUCACACGAGAAAUGGUCAGCAGCGAUGCCCCCAUGGCACUCGUGGAGUCUACGGCAGUCUUUCUCUUCACUAAGCUCAAGAACUGCAACGAACUGACCCACAAGAAAUCCACCAAGCUCCACGCAACUAUCGGCCCCUUUCCAGCCUCUCUAGGCCAGCAGGCGCUCAAGAGCAUCCAGUCACUGAUGGGUCUACUUUCCUCGGAUGCCAGGGAGGUCCUGGAGAGGUUGAUAAGAGGAGCAGAGUCCGAGCAGGAGGAGUUUGGGAACCACAUCCACUUCUCGUUCGAGCCGAGGAACUUGGACAUUGGAGAUGACAAUUCUGAAUCGGAGGAAGAGAGCGAAGAACCGAUCUUAAAGUUCGGCUACGAUGCCGCGGCGGCAGCCCAGCCAGUCAGCAAACAGCCGCAAACUACUGCCUCAUCCAACGCCAACAAGAAGUCCAUGAACCUGGGCUGGCUGAAGGUGCAACUCCAGGGCCAGUUUGGCCAGGGCGGGACCCCGCUAGGGUUGACCGUCGACGCCCUGUGCGCUAAACUCCUCGGGGAUCUGACGUCGGCAAAAUCCAACGACGAACUACAGAAUGAGUUAUUUGACCUGCUGGGGUUUGAGUGCUUUGAGCUGAUCCAGAGGCUACUUGCAAAUCGCUCACAGCUGGUGCAAGCUGCCAGUCACAACCAGAUGUCUCAGAUCAUAGCGGAGGGCAAGAAAGAACGUCAGGCGAGGCCGGUAUAUGGCAGUCAAGUGAUCAUACAGUCAGAGCAAGAGAAAGAGCUCAACAAGCAACUCAGGAAAGAGGAGAAGCGACUAGCCAGACAGGAGGCCAGGGGUUUUAACGCCCAGGGGGACGGGGCCGGCAGCGAACCGUUCUUUGACCCCCAGUACCUCAGAAUGCAAAGGGAACGUGCACUAAUUGAUGCUAGCAAGGCACCCUUAUUGACCAAGCGUACGUCGGGGGCUCCCAAACACGUUUAUCCUUACGUCUUUGACGCCUUGGCCGAAGCCCAGAAAACAUCCGCAUUUGUAGGAGCGGCAAAGGUGAUGUUGCCGGAAGGAUUUGAGCGGAAGAACGUCAAGAUGUUUGAGGAAGUAACGAUCCCCCCAUCGCAGCCCGCCCCAAUCGCAAUCGGCCAAAAGCGGGUAGCCGUCUCAGAACUUGAUGAAAUAGCACAGAUCGCCUUCAAGGGCACGCGUCAAUUGAACCGCAUUCAGUCGAUUGUCUUCGAGACCGCCUACUACAGCAAUGAGAACCUCCUGAUCUGUGCGCCGACCGGCGCCGGAAAAACCAACAUUGCCAUGCUGGCUAUCCUGCAUGAAAUCAAGCAGCACAUUGAGCAAGGAGUCAUUAAGAAGGAUGAGUUUAAGAUCAUCUACGUAGCCCCUAUGAAAGCCCUAGCCGCUGAGAUGGUCCGGAACUUUGGUGGACGGUUGUCCCCGCUCGGUAUCGCCGUCAGGGAGCUCACCGGCGACAUGCAACUCACCAAGUCCGAGAUCGCCAAAACGCAGAUGCUGGUCACAACUCCAGAGAAGUGGGACGUCGUGACCAGAAAGAGCACAGGAGACAUUGCACUGACGCAGCUGGUCAAGUUACUGAUUAUUGACGAGGUUCAUCUGCUUCACGAGGACAGAGGAGCGGUCAUCGAAAGCCUGGUGGCUCGGACGCUUAGACAGGUGGAAUCUUCUCAAAGCAUGAUCCGUAUCGUAGGCCUCUCAGCCACGCUCCCAAACUACAUCGACGUGUCGCGGUUCCUGAACGUCAAUCCUUACAUGGGCUUGUUCUUCUUUGACGGCCGGUUUCGGCCGGUACCCUUGGGCCAGACAUACAUCGGCAUCAAGACCAACAACGUCUUUCAGCAACGGCAGGACAUGGACUACGUCUGCUACGAGAAAGCCCGAGAAAUGGUGAACAAGGGACAUCAGGUUAUGGUGUUUGUGCAUGCACGCAAUGCCACUGUCACUACGGCCCAGUCGCUCCGUGAGAUUGCCAAGACGCAAGGAGACAGUUUGAUGUUCCGGCCCGACCAGAACCCAGCCUUUGGAAAUGCCGAAAAGCAGGUCUCCAAGUCCCGCAACAAGCAGCUGCGGGACCUCUUCCCAGACGGCUUCUCCAUCCACCACGCCGGCAUGCUGCGUCAGGAUCGCACCAUGGUGGAGAGGUGCUUCCGAGACGGCCACAUCAAAGUCCUGGUCUGCACGGCCACGCUGGCCUGGGGGGUCAAUCUGCCGGCUCAUGCUGUCAUCAUCAAGGGUACCCAACUCUACGAUGCCAACAAAGGAGUCUUCCGUGACCUGGGCAUCCUGGACGUCAUGCAGAUCUUCGGCCGCGCCGGCCGUCCCCAAUACGACGACCACGGCGAGGGUAUCAUCAUCACCAGCCACGACAAACUCACCCACUACCUGUCCCUGAUGACGCGGCAGAAUCCCAUCGAGAGCCAGUUUAUUGAGAGCUUGGAGGACAACCUAAAUGCAGAGAUUGCUCUAGGCACAGUAAGCAAUGUUGAGGAGGCAGUGAAGUGGCUGAGCUACACGUAUCUGUACGUCAGGAUGCAUCUGAAUCCUCUGGCCUACGGCGUCAACUACAAGAGCAAAGAGAACGACCCCGGUCUCGAAAACUUCCGCAACGAGCUAAUAGUCAAGGCCGGCCGGGCCCUGGACAAAGCCCAAAUGAUCCGCUUCAACGAGGCAACGAGGGACUUCCACUCCACGGACCUGGGCCGCAUUGCCAGCCAUUUCUACAUCAAGUACGCCACCAUCGAGACUUUCAACGAACUCUUGAAACCGUUGAUGACAGAGUCGGGGGUCUUCAGCAUGGUGUCUCAAGCGCAGGAGUUCCAACAGAUCAAGGUUCGCGAGGAUGAAAUCAAGGAGCUGGACUUUCAUCACUCAUCGGAUGGCAGUUGCUACAUGCCGGCCGCGGGAGGGGUGGAGAACGCCCACGGGAAGGUCAACAUCCUCCUCCAGACUUACAUCUCCCGAGGGUUCGUGGAGAGCUUCUCCCUGGUGUCUGACUUGGCUUACGUGGCUCAGAAUUCCGCCCGGAUCAUCCGCGCGCUCUUCGAGAUCACACUCCGUAAGGGUUGGCCCUUGAUGGCAGCCCAGCUCCUGACCCUAUCCAAGAUGGUGGACCGUCGCCUCUGGUCCUUCGAGAACCCCCUACGCCAGUUCCCUCAGCUCUCACAGGAAAUCCAACGCAAGCUGGAGAACAAAAAACUGACCAUAGAUAAGCUUCGGGAGAUGCCGGCUUCUGAAAUUGGUCACCUGAUCCACCACCUCUCCAUGGGCGACAAGAUCAAGCAAUGCGUCAAUCAGCUCCCGUGCAUCGAGCUGGAAGCCACCAUCCAGCCAAUCACGCGGACCAUCCUCCGCGUCCGACUGUCCAUCACCCCGGCCUUCCGAUGGAACGACCGCGUCCACGGCACAGCCUCUGAAUCCUGGUGGAUCUGGGUGGAGGACCCAGACAACAAUCACGUCUACCACUCUGAGUAUUUCCUACUGCACAAGAAACAGGCUCUAUCCCGAGAGACCCAAAGUCUGGUCUUCACGAUUCCCAUCUUUGAGCCGUUACCCAGCCAGUACUACAUCAAGGCCAUGUCAGAUCGCUGGCUGGGGUCCGAGACCGUCUUUCCGAUCUCCUUCCAGCAUCUGAUCCUGCCGGAGAAGCAUCCGCCUCACACAUCUCUCUUAGAUUUGAUUCCACUACCCAUCACAGCGCUGGGCAGGCCUGAAUUUGAGGCAUUGUACAAGUUCACUCACUUCAACCCCAUACAGACACAGAUCUUCCACACCCUGUACCAUACCAAUCACAAUGUCCUGCUGGGCGCACCCACGGGCUCAGGCAAGACCAUCGCGGCCGAAAUCGCCAUGUUUAGAGUCUUCAACGAACAGCCAGGCAUGAAGGUUGUUUACAUCGCGCCGUUGAAAGCUCUAGUCCGAGAAAGAAUUGAAGAUUGGAAGGUUCGACUGCAACAACAACUGGGCAAAAAUGUCAUAGAGCUGACGGGAGACGUGAUGCCAGACAUCAGGGCCAUCGGCAGCGCCGACGUGAUCGUCACCACCCCGGAGAAAUGGGACGGCGUCAGUCGGAGCUGGCAGACCCGGAAAUACGUCAAGGCCGUGUCGCUCUUAGUCAUUGACGAGAUUCACUUGUUGGGGGACGAGCGAGGACCAGUCUUGGAGGUUAUCGUCUCCAGAACUAACUUCAUCUCGUCGCACACGGAGCAACCCUUGCGAGUAAUCGGCCUGUCCACAGCACUCGCUAACGCCAGGGACCUUGCGGACUGGCUUGGAAUCAAACAGAAUGGGCUGUUCAACUUCCGCCCGUCGGUCCGUCCCGUGCCCUUGGAGGUCCACAUUCAGGGCUUUCCCGGCAAGCACUACUGCCCUCGCAUGGCCACGAUGAACAAGCCUACAUUCCAAGCGAUUCGAACCCACUCUCCUAUGAAGCCGACUUUGAUUUUCGUGUCCUCACGUCGUCAGACCCGGCUGACUGCUCUGGAUCUGAUAGCCUUCCUAGCUGCUGAGGACAACCCCAAACAGUGGCUUCACAUGGAGGAACAAAAGAUUGAGAAUCUGAUAAGCGCUAUUAAGGACACCAAUCUCAAGUUGUGUCUAGCGUUCGGUAUCGGCAUGCAUCACGCCGGGCUGCACGAGAGAGAUCGUAGGACAGUGGAGGAACUCUUCGUCAACCAGAAAAUACAGGUUUUGAUAGCUACCAGCACCCUGGCCUGGGGUGUCAACUUCCCCGCCCAUCUUGUCGUGAUCAAGGGAACGGAAUUCUUUGACGGCAAGACCAAGCGAUACGUCGACUUCCCAAUCACAGAUGUGCUCCAGAUGAUGGGCCGAGCUGGUCGGCCCCAGUUUGACGACCAAGGCACGGCCGUCAUCUUCGUCCACGACAUCAAGAAGCACUUCUACAAGAAGUUCCUGUACGAGCCGUUCCCCGUGGAGUCCAAUUUGCUGGAUGUUCUGGCAGAACAUCUCAAUGCCGAGAUUGUCGCUGGAACCAUCUCAUCCAAGCAAGACGCCAUGGAUUACAUCACCUGGACGUACUUCUUCAGACGGCUCGUCAUGAACCCCAGUUAUUACAAGUUGGAGGAGACAGACCAUUCAAGCAUCAACAAGUACUUAUCCUUCCUUGUGGAGAGAUCUCUGCUUGAGCUGGAGAACUGCUACUGUCUGGCUAUCGGAGAGGAUAACCGCACCAUCGAGCCCCUGACUCUGGGCCGUAUCUGCUCCUUCUACUACCUCCAUCACCAGUCUGUCCGCAUGUUCAGAGAUUCCCUCGGCCCCGAUACCAGCCUGCCAGAGCUCAUCUCCGUACUCUCUGAUGCCCAUGAGUAUGAGAUGCUGCCAGUCAGACACAAUGAAGAUGGCAUCAAUAGCGACCUUGCCAAGAAGCUCCCAUUAGAGGUCAACCCUCACUCCUUCGACAGCCCCCACACCAAGGCCCACCUACUCCUACAGGCCCACUACGAGCGACAACCCUUACCCUCCAGCGACUACUCCACUGACCUGAAAUCCGUGCUCGACCAGUCCAUACGAAUCAUGCAGGCAAUGAUUGACGUUUCGGCCGACCAGGGCUGGCUUGCAACGGCCCUACGUGUCAUGAACCUGGUACAGAUGACGCUACAGGGACGCUGGCUGCACGACAACGCAUUACUGACCCUGCCCCACGUCGAACACAACAUCCUCCACUGUUUCAAACCCCCAACUAAAGGCAAGAAAACCAAUCCAAUCCAAAGUUUGCCAGAGCUCCUAGCAGUGUGCAGAGGAAACAGAUCUACCCUGCACAGGAUGCUAACCCCUGAGGUAUCAGAUGGGCAACUUGAAGAGAUAUGGAAAGUGAUCCAGAAACUUCCCGUAAUUCAACCCAAGCUGAGUGUCCGCGGCUGGUGGGCUGACGGAGGCGAGGAAGAGGAACGUCCCCUGCCGACAACGCACAUCACUGGUCUUCCAAAAGACAGAGACUACCUCCCCGUCCACGCUGAUCAAGAGUACGUGCUGCAGGUUGACUUGAGGAGACUACACAGACAACAUCAGGGUGACACAAAGUGCCACGCCCCCCGCUUCCCCAAGUCCAAACACGAGGGUUGGUUUAUCGUCUUAGGGGACCUGGAGAGCAAAGAGUUGCUGGCCUUGAAGCGGAUUGGCUACGUGAAGGGACGCAACGUUGUCCAGUUGGCUUUCUACACGCCGGAGACCACAGGACGUGUGAUCUACGCCUUGUAUAUCAUGAGCGACUGCUACUUAGGCAUGGACCAACAGUACAGUGUGUGCCUGGACGUACAAGAAGCCGACAUCACUGCACAGUUCAACACGGAGGUAGCACUAGAAGACGGGGAACUAGACCAAUUGGUUGACCACUUCCAAGAGUGAAGUCAGUUCACUGGUAACCGAUAAACCGACUGCCAACCACACAAAAGCUGGUGACUUUGAAGCAGAGUUUUGAUUGCAGAGGUGGCAGGAGACAGGGAGCUAGACCAGUUGGUAUACCGUCAUGAAGUGUACAUUCAGACUACUAAGAAUCAUAAGCGGCUGCUGGGUACCAGUUGCCUCAUUAAUAGUGUUGAAUAGGUAACUUGGUGUAUCUUUAAACAGUUAACCACUUUAAUCGUGUUGUAAGAAAGGUGGAUUCCCACUUUAAGUCUGAUGGAAUGAUUGAGGUAUGAUGGAGUAAAAUUAUUUCUUUAAGAAUACAAGUUGAGAUUUUAUUCUCACCUGUUCUUGGGUUAAUUUAUGUUAUUUACUUGAGAAUUUAAAAUAUAUUUAUCUUUUUUUUUCUUCAGUUUCUUGAAUCUUCAAACUUUACACCAAACAAAUAUUGCCAAAAAUUUAUAAAAAUGCCUUUUUUUCCUGUGUAAAGAGAGAUUAACUUUAUUUUCUGUGUAAAAUUUGGUAGUAAAUAAUCCUAUUGAAUGUCAGCAUUUUUGCUGGAAACUGCCACAUGCUGGUUGACAUUUCCAAAGAAAAGUUUGGUCAAUUUUUGACAAUUUCUAUUUCAAUGCAUUGAUAAAAUUGACAGCAAAAUAUAAAAUGUUUACUGUUUUGGAAAGAACAUUCUGUGGUUUUUGUGAAGAAUUUAAACCACAAGUGAGCAGGCAUUAAAAUAAUGGAUUUUGAGGGUCGUUUACAAAGGGUUUUUUUGGUGAAUAGAAAUUCAAUUUACAAAUGAACUGUAACUUUUCUUGAUAUUUUAUUACACGGUGAUAGUUCACUUUUUUUGCAGUACACAAAGAAAAUGUUGGAAACUUUCUCAAAAAAAGGGAGAAAAUCCCAAGCUACUUAACAAUGUUAAAUGAUAAUUUGUAAAGGCAACCUGUAUUAUAAAAUAAAUUAUAGUAACCAUUUACAGUCCCAUA